Molecule: messenger RNA, 2259 nt
Organism: Pseudoliparis swirei
Lineage: Eukaryota; Metazoa; Chordata; Actinopteri; Perciformes; Liparidae
Product: dTDP-D-glucose 4,6-dehydratase-like
Exons: 12
Coding region: 125-1294 (389 amino acids)
Biological process (GO): nucleotide-sugar metabolic process
Molecular function (GO): dTDP-glucose 4,6-dehydratase activity
Source: RefSeq, a predicted model, not a curated record
CACACAACGAAUCUAGUGUACUGAGGCGAAUAGAGAAACUUCACUUCUUCCUGUUAGCUAGCAGUCAUAUAACUGAAUAUAAAACGAUUAUCAUGUCGUCGUUAUAUCUGGAGGAGACCUUAAUAUGAAUGGACAGCUGCGGGACUUCAACAGGACCGUUCUGGUGACUGGAGGCUCUGGAUUCAUUGGCUCCCAUCUCGUGUGUUUGCUGGUCAACAGACACCCCGACUGGAGAACGAUCAACCUGGAUGAUUUGGAUUACUGCUGCAGCCGCAGGAGUCUGGAGAGUGUUGAAGACAGAGCCAACUACACUUUUAUCAGGGGAGACGUGUGUAACUCACAGCUGGUGAAUCACAUUUUCAACACAGAAAACAUCGACGUGAUUUUUCACCUGGCGGCCAAAACGCACGUCGAGUCGUCGUUUGAGACUCCGUCUGCUUUCCAGCGUGUGAACAUCGACGGGACCAGAGUGUUACUGGGAGCCGCCCAUCAGGCCCGACACCAGCCGCAGCGCUUCGUCUACGUCAGCACCGACGAGGUGUACGGGGCCGGUCUGGACCGGGUGUUUGAUGAGAGCAGUCCAGUGAGGCCCUCCAACCCAUAUUCAGCCACGAAAGCAGCUGCAGAGUACCUGGUCCGAUCCUACUGGGACAAGUAUAAGUUUCCCAUCAUCAUCACCAGGAGCAACAACAUCUACGGGCCCAGACAGUUCACUGAGAAGGUCAUUCCGAGGUUUCUCACCCUCUUGCGAGUGCACAAGAAAUGCACCAUCCAGGGAACCCUCCCUCAAUCGCGCCAUUUCCUGUUCGUCGAUGACGCCAUCGACGCCUUCCUGCUGGUUCUGGAGAAAGGCAUUGUGGGAGAAAUUUACAAUGUGGGAACAAGCUGUGAGAUUCCCAUCUUGCAGCUGGCCAGGGAACUCGUUAAGAUGGUCAAGAAUGUUCCAGACUCCGAGGUCAACGAUUGGCUGGAAUUUGUGCCCGACAGGCCGCACGUCGACCUGCGCUACCCCAUCAGCUGUGAGAAGCUGCAGCAGCUGGGCUGGAGAGCGGAGGUGUCCUGGGCUGAAGGCAUCCGACGGACCGUCAAAUGGUACCAAGACAACCCAGACUUCUGGUUGGACGCAAGAAAUGACCAAGAGCCAAUCAGAAGCAGGCUUCAAGAAGACGCCAACAACAAAGUUAUUUCCUGCAAACAAGUCGAGUCACAGCUCAACCAGACGUCGUCCUCGCUGCAAGCGAGUAGCUCACCGAUUGGUGGACCGUCUCAAAGGCGGAGCAACGUUUCACCUUGAAACGAUGCUCUUUAUAUUAUUUACCAAAUCGGCCGAUGUCGACAGGCGUCUCAUGUCCUUGGUUGCCGUUCCUUCACGCUUCAAAUUGAGCGUGAAGCUCUUAAAUACACUGACCAAAUAUUCUGGACGUCGGCUCAAAACAUUCAGGACGCAGAUGGAAAAUUUUAAUUUUACGUGCACUCAACGAGGUUACUCAGAGAAAUGAAAGACAGUAAAUGGCGGCUUCACAUCUCAGAUCAAUGUUUUACUUUUGAUUGAUUUAUAAAAUGGAGAAGGGAACCGUUUGUUUCAUACACAUUCUACAGAAGAUAUUUUUCAUAGAAUUCUGUAUUUAACUGGAAUAAACUUGAUUAUUUAAUAACACGGUUGCUUUUCUUAAACAUGUACAAUCCUACACUUACAAAGAAAAAAAGGUCAACACACCGUUUACAUUUGCAAAUCCAAACCUUUAUUUGUGGUAAAAUCAGAAUAGAUGCACAGUUUUUUUUCUCUUUUCUUCGUGCAGUGCUCCUCUUUGUGCACAUCUGCUAAACUAAUACAUAAAGCAAAUACUAACUAGCAGGCUGGAGGUGCUGUGUGUUCACAUUGAGGGGUCUGGCCAGUCAGCAACGGCAACAACACUGGGCUUUAUCUCAUUUCAAUUCAGUCACUAAACAGCAAUCAUUCCUAAAUACAACUACAACCCUCUAAAGUUCGUUGAAUUGAAAGUAAAAAUAAAGCUGCAAAGUAUUGCCUUGGUUCGGUGUCCCCACUGUUUUCCCAGAAUGACAGUUUUGACGUGCAUACAAAAAGGUGUGAUAAUUCAACUCCGCACCAUGUCGUCUAUGGCAUCGAAUGAGGCUUUGCUGGGGCCGCAUUGCAUUCUGGUCCGUUGAGGCUACGGUUAAUGGACAAAGGAUUCGUCCCUGUAAUAUCGUGUUCUAUGGAUCAGCUACUGGUUGCAAUAAAAACUCAUGUAAAAGACA